Messenger RNA from Pollicipes pollicipes, 662 nucleotides. Its product is annotated as apolipoprotein D-like. The coding region runs from base 26 to 601 and encodes 191 amino acids. Gene Ontology annotation, cellular component: cytoplasm. NCBI's taxonomy places the organism in Eukaryota, Metazoa, Arthropoda, Thecostraca, Pollicipedomorpha, Pollicipedidae. The record is from RefSeq and is a predicted model, not a curated record. The transcript has a single exon. Gene Ontology annotation, biological process: brain development; tissue regeneration; lipid metabolic process. Gene Ontology annotation, molecular function: lipid binding.
GCCGGCCGGCGCCACACUCUCGACGAUGACGGCGACGCGCGCAGUGCCACCGCUGCUGCUGCUGCUGGCCGCCUCGGCCGCCGGCCAGGUGAUGUUCGCUGGCAGCUGCCCCCGGCCGCCCGUGGUGCGUCACUUCCAGGCGGAGCGCUACCUCGGCAAGUGGUACGAGCACAGCAACUACUUCGCCAUCUUCCAGGUAGGCGGCACGUGCGUGACGGCCACGUACUCGGACGCUGGCUACGGCCGCAUCGGCGUGCUGAACCAGUCGCGGAAGAACGGACGGAAGAACGACAUCCGCGGGCAGGCGGUACCGGCCGGCAGGCAGGGGGAAGCGAAGCUGCGCGUCAGCUUCCAGGGCACGCCGAGCUUCGGCAGCGGACCCAACUACAACGUCAUCGACACCGACUACCACAACUACGCCAUCGUCUGGUCCUGUACCGACAUGAAGCUGUUCAAUGCGCAGAUCCUGUGGAUCCUGACGCGCGAGCGCUUCCCCGACCCGUAUCUUAUCAAGGACGUCAGGCGCAAGAUCCGCCGCUACGGCCUGGACCCGAGCAAGCUGCAGCGUACGGACCAGAAGAACUGCCCGUACGGUCACUGAGCAUGCGCCGGCCGCCGCGGCUGUCGAGCCGGGGACCGCCGCAGCCCGCGGGCCGGGGACC